Amphimedon queenslandica is the source of this 9243-nucleotide messenger RNA. RefSeq names its product zinc finger FYVE domain-containing protein 26-like. Gene Ontology annotation, cellular component: midbody; lysosomal membrane; centrosome. Lineage: Eukaryota; Metazoa; Porifera; Demospongiae; Haplosclerida; Niphatidae. Gene Ontology annotation, biological process: mitotic cytokinesis; double-strand break repair via homologous recombination; regulation of cytokinesis. The record is from RefSeq and is a predicted model, not a curated record. The transcript is spliced from 34 exons. Bases 1 to 9066 code for a protein of 3021 amino acids. Gene Ontology annotation, molecular function: metal ion binding; phosphatidylinositol-3-phosphate binding.
AUGGCGGCUCAAAGGGAGCAAGAGGAGGAGACACUUUUCAACGACGAAGACGCCGUUAGCAAGCUAGAGGCCCUCGUCUUUAAUUCUCUGAGUCUUGGGCAGUGGGAGUCAGCCCGCGGUCACCUCAUAUCUCUCUCUAGCCACGAAAAGGGACGAAAAACCGUCAAAGAAAUUUUAAGAUCAAUUGUACUCAAUCCUAAAGCAGUUUGGAGUGAGUCAAAGUCCAUUCCAUCAGAGAAUCACUUAGUCCUACUCGCUCUACAGGCUCAUGCAGAGCUAUGCCAAGAUGAUGUGGAAGGUAUUCCCUCUGCUGUUCAGCGUCAACAUGAGUUUAAGCUCCUCCUUCAUUCCUGUACACUUUGUGAAGGAUACACAACUCAGAUAAGCGAGUGGUUAUACGGGUAUUACACUACGCAUUGUGUUGGUUCUACUCCUCACUCCCUCACUCCUCUACAUACCUUCCAUGCUACCAUACAAAAGUUCCUCCUGUCAGUCCUUCAAUCCAAUCCCUCUGUGGCCCACGUCCUCAUCUCUUACCUAACAGUUGCUAACAGACCCCAUUACUUAACCAACAACGAGUUACUACAGCUACUCUACAUUGACUGCAUUGAUAGUUACCUUGGAAGAUUGGAGAAAGUUUGUCGUAAAGCCUCCACUACUGAAGACCCAAACUUGCAUAAGGAUGUAGCUGAGCUAAGCAGCAAGAUCCACUCCAUUCUCUCUUUAGUCGAUCCUCUUCCAGACAUGGGCCGUUUCUUCAAGCGGCUUGAUAGCACACUUGUGAAACUUAUCCAAUUGGAUUUCAAGAACUCCAAGAAGGAGGGACUUUUUACUUUUUCUAGCCUGUACAGUUGUUUUGUGGGUAGAUCUAGCCCUAUGUUGAUACAGAGAUUGCAGGAUAUUGAGGAGUAUUUGAAGGGGCACAGUGGAGGACAGGUGGAAGAGGAAGUGGCUAAGGAAUAUUCCAGCAAUGAGGAGAGAUGGGAGUCUGAGCUGUACAAGACACUGAGGUCUAAUCAUCAUUUCCUUGAGAGAAUAAUGGAUGCUGGGCUCAAAGCGAUAUCAUCUGGUAGUACAGAUAGACUGGCUGAUAUUUUUAGUGAUCCGAUGCUAACCUGUAUCAAACCAUUGCUGCUGUUACUAGGAUGGGACAGAUAUCCUGAUGUGGGAAGUGGUCAGAAGUUACUCGAUGUAUUGUGGCCAGAGGCACAAAAAGCAGAACCUCUACUGUUGUCUGGUUGCUGUAAACUUGCAUUUCAAGUUGGUUUGGUCCAGUGGUGCCUACAGAAAGCAAGGCCAUUUCUUCCAGUCAGCCCAACUCCCAUGACGUCAUCAGCAGGUGAUGUGUUUCAAGGUCUCAAGAAUCACUCAAUACUCUAUGUACUACACCACUCCACCCCUCUCUCCUCACUAGACCCGUAUGAAGUCAUAGAUAUCCUAAAACUCCGCCCAGACUCCUCCCUCAAUCUCCCGGCCAUGUCUCCUCCCUUUGAUAUCAUCAUGUCUCCAAAGCAGCACUCCUCCUCCUCAACCAGCCUGCAGCCUGAGCAAGAGAGGGAUAUCAAUACAUUCCGUGGGUUCUGCUCCCUUAAACUCAUCAUGGAGGCAGUUUGGUAUUCUAUCCUUCUAUCCAAUGGUAUUCAAACUUUUGUGUCUACUGGUACGACCGGUGAGCCUAAGAAGGAGGCUGGUGAUGGGGUAUUGGCUAGGCCUAAAUCAAAAGUCUCCCGUAAACUUGAUCUGGGUCAGUCGGACGAGCUGUCAGCCGGAGAUGAUUUAGUUUCCUCAUUAUCCUCCACUAGCAAUACCUCAUUGUAUGCUACUGAAGUGACCAGACGAUUAGAAGAAGCAAAGUCUCACUUAUCUGCCGUUUUCCCACUUAACUUCCGCUUAGAAGUUCUAGAGAACAUUUUCUCUCUUUUAUUCCUAGUCAGUGAUGAUAUUCAGUCGCCUGAAGAAGGAGGGAGUGAUCAUGAAGCAACUGAUCCUACCUCUUCUAUACACAGCACCAGCUCUCCUGACAAUAGCAGUUUCUCUUAUUCUAAUUCAAUUGCUUUCAUUCGUAAGCAGCACGGGUUCCUACUGGAUGAGAGGACAUCACGGGAUAUUCUCCUACUUCUCAAUGAUAGUAUUUUCGAGCUCUCUGCUGCUAAAUUCUCUUUGCUUAGCUCCCCCGGGAAGCCAAUGGGGUCCGCCUUACCUCCUGGGAAAGAAAUCCUUUCCUCCAUCCCACCUGCACUUUUACAGCAACGGUUUGGGAAAUUGCAGAAAGACAUUUACGAAGCAAAGUGGCGUCUUGAGCUAGUUUCAUCAAAGACUGGAUUGUCCUCACUCUCCUCUUCAACCCUCUCCUCUCCCGAGAGCAUUUCAUCUUACGAGAGUCUUUCUGAUACAAGCGAGCAGGAAGACGACAUAGAAGAACACAAGAAAGAGCCCGACUUAAUAAGAAAAGGACGACCUCACGACUUGUUUAAUGAAGCUGGGAAGAGACCCACGACACCUUUCAAACCCUCGUUCCCACUACUUGCCAAAGAAGGUUCUCAAAUCCCUCGUAAGACUGAUGAAGCUAGUCCUAAGAAACCCACAGAGCGUUACAUAAGGAAGUCUCCAUCGGCUGAUGAGAUAUACGAGUCUAGUGGCCAUUGUGCUGAUGUGGAGGAAGGCUCUCCUAUGCCUCUAGCAAAGAAGAAGAAAAUUAGAUCUCAUUCUGGCUCCGAGUUCAAGAUCAGGAAGAUCAAGUCCCAGCCUGUUCAAAAGGGAACUGGGAUUAUUUGUCAAAUGCUUGCAUCACCGAAAAGCCUUUUAUGUAAGUGUCUGAGACAUGGGAACUACCUGAAGGCACACGAGGUUGUUAAGAUGUUUGGGAUGGAGAACGAAAUUGGUGACUCUCUUGUUAAAUUCUCCGAACAGCUCAAAGAAGUGAGACAAGAGCUAGUAUCUCAUACACAGGCCUCCUCCCUCCCAUCAGCUGCUGUGACUCCACAGAAGCAAGUAGUGGUGAAUGGCUCUAGUGGACUUCAGGUAGCCAUCUUGAAUGCUACAGACUGUUCUUCUACUUUAGAUUCACUCAAUAGGCUAGUCCUACCUACUGUACUACAUAAAAUGCUUUUCGCCGGGAAUGAGGAUUUAGAUCAUUCUCACAAAGAAAUGCCACUACUCAAUUCACUGGAGGAGAAUGUCCCGAGUCUAGUGAUACUGGAUUUAUUGAUUAGCAGCAAGAUUGAUGGCCACACCUCUAAAAAGAUAGUCAAUAUGGCGGUAGAGAAGUCUAGUGUCGUAUUAGAUUGCUUCUCUCCUAAAUUAAGCGAUAAUUUGGUCGGUGGUAGGAGAAGUUUCCAAGAGCGACGCUCAGCAAGCCUCCUAGAUAAGCCACUUCAGGGUCCACUGAGCCUCCUUCAUACUCUAUCAGAAGUCUCAGGCUACUUCCUUCUCUCUAUCCCUCUAGCUGCCCCCUUUCCUCUCUCAUGCCAGCCCAUUGUCUCCCCUCACUGUCUACUCACUCAGUUCUUGUAUCCGAUUCGUGUUGACCUCAUACAGUCCUGGAGGGACUUCUCUGAGUCUUAUGGGGAGAAACGAGAGUCUGUAGAGUCUGUCAUUGCAAAGAGUUGUAUUGAUACGGAUAUAUUGGAUGUGUUAUCUAAGAAGGAGUCAGCUAGAGGGAUUAAUCCUGUUUUUAAUGAGCUCUCCAUUGCCAUGAGGUCCCUGCCACAAGAUGGGGAUACUCCUAAGGCUGAGGGUGGGGAGUCCAGUGUUCAGUAUCUGCUGCAUGUCAGUGGGUACCUCUCUAAGCUAGUGCAUCUGCUGCGUAACUCUCUUGGACUCUCAAGUGCUCAAGUUUCUCCAUCUCAAAUGUUGUCUGUGCUGCGUGAAAGUCCAACAGAUUUGAUUGGCAAACUUGUAUUUGAAAAGAACAUCAACCCAGAGAGGUUGGAGCAGUUCAUGACUGAUCUUCCCCACUUGAAGAUAGUUGAAGUUAUUGUUAAGUGUUGCUGUCCUCACAUACCCAAUGACUCACAAAGACUGAGCUCCUAUCCAUUAAUGAAUGAGUGUAUCUAUCCACUCAAUGUGAUCAAUGGAGAGGAGUCUGUCUCUCCCAAUGGCAAUGGGAGUGAAGAUGAGAAUGAUCCUUGUCUCCUCUCACAUAAACUCCUGGGGAAAAUGACAACAACACUUAAAGGUCUGUGUCAGACUGAUGGUGGUAAGAUACUGGCCCUUGACCUUAGGAAUGCGUACAAGAUGACAGAAAUGAAGAAAGUCCUCUCCUGUACAUCCAAGCUAGCCUCAAUCUCCCUCUCAUCACUUAAGAACGAGCCAAACCGACAGAUAGCAUUCUUUUGCAACGUGACCAAUCUCCUCUAUUGUCAUGCCAUCAUGUACAUUAUUAGUGUUUCUGAUGACAUAUCUGCCACUGGACUAUCACUCGCUUCUCUUGAAUCAGACAAGCUGGCGAAGAUUGCCUAUUUUUCAAGAGUUGGAUAUGUGAUUGGAGAAUUAGGAUUAGUGAGUUUGUAUGACCUCCAUUACUCAUUGCUGAGACAGAAUCUCUCCCUCCCUGUACUUGAUAAAGAGCGUAAAGUUAAACUCCAGCCACUGAAAACAAUAUAUGAGCCAUGGAAGGAAUAUGCACCAUCACAGCCCGACCCUAGAGUCCUCUAUGUCAUUGGAACUGGUUCACUGAGCAGCCCACCACCAAGAUUAAUGCAAGUUGAGCACCUUCACUCUGAUCUUGAGUCAGCAGAGAUCAAGUUCCUCAGAGCAACCGUUUCACUUGAUGUCCAGAAAUCAACAGUUAGAAUUCCAAAGCUGCUAGAUGACCACAGGAACGAUUUUAUAUCCCGAAAGUCUCGUUUUGAGCCGGACAAUCCAUACAGACACUUAUCAAACAUUGCACUAUUGAAGUACAUCAAAGGGAAACUCCUCAAAGAACAGGAGGAGCAGAUUGGACAGAUAUUAGACUUAUACGAAAAUACAAGCAAACGUAGUAAAGCCUCACACGAUCUUAAAAUUGAAGUAAUCGACGAAGACUACACACUGGGGUAUGACUUCCCACGUCGUGGAGAUGGACAAUCCCCGCUAUUGCCACGCUCUCACUCACCAGGGAAGAAAAAUAGAAGACUCUAUUCCAAGAUCAAGCACUAUACAUUCACUCAUGAGACAAUGUACUUUGUACAGUCCCAGGCACCACUCCUAGCCUCUCUAGUGUAUCUGUUAUGCCCACCGGAGAACAUGGACGAUAUUGGUAUACUAAAUGAGAGCAGCCUAACAGAGUCUAUAAUCUCCAAGGAGGAGAAGGAGCAAGGAGAGAGCUCACUUGUCCAGUCUUUCAUGCCUAGGAAGGCUAAGAUCCGUCAGAUCCCCGAGGUAAAGAGGUCUCUCUCUUUGACGGAUGAUAAGAAUCCAGUCGGUUCCUUCCUAGGCUGGGAAACAACUCUAGAGAAGAUACUCUCUUUAUUUAGAGCUAGUUCUCCAUUAAAGAAGUUUUUAGCGACACGUCUGGUGUGUUUCAAGGGUCUCCUCUCGUGGGACAAGUCAGCUCAGGAGUGUCCAGAUGAUCAACAAGAAGACGACAAAUCCAUUAAUUUGAGAAAGCUGUCAAUGCUCCCUGGAGACAGCUCUGAUAUCUCUCAAGCCUGCUCUUUUGUGCUACGCAAGUUAUUACGACACGGGCUCAUAUCCGAAGGUAUUGCCUUUUUAAGAAACGAGCCUUUGAUAUGCAACAGUGUUGUAAUGCAGACAGUCACUGAUCUUGUCUGUAGUGCUGGUCUAGUUCAUGAGACUAAAGAGAGAGAAUCAAUCAGUCAAGAAGCAAUAGAUCAGCCUGUACUAGUUGACCCACUGAUACUGAUAUACUUGCACUCAAAUAAAGAGUUUGCCACUCGCCUUGUCCUCUCCUCAUUAGAGAUAUGGCCAGUCUCCUAUUGUGUCAAUAUACUCAUGUACAUCAAUUACCAUCUACCCCCCACCUCUCAGCUCUCGGCUAUUGUGAGUAAGAAACUGAAGCAGCUUUACGUGUAUGAGAAGAUAAUAGAGACAGUUGAGGUCCAUAAUGGUCAGUGCUCAUGGGGUCAUUGGUCUCACCUCUCUUAUGAUUCCAAUGAGAAGAAGGACAGCAUAUUGAAGCUACUGCUGAAGCUAAAGGAGUUCACGUUAGCCAGGGAAUGGAACAGAGUCCACCAUAACAGUGAUGAUAUUAUAAUGCAAAUUGAGGAACAAUACAUAUAUGAGCUAUUGGAAGGAAUGGAAGAGCCUGAUCGAUACACUGCACAAAGCACUCUUGAAGAUUUACCAUCAAAUGCUAUGAAACAACAAGUUUGUGAAAAUUUGCUUGUGAAGUGUUUCAAUUUGGAGAGCCUAAUAUUAAUUUUACGCUUCCUCCUUGAUAAACUCUCCUUCCAAAUACAAUCAGCUGAAAAGCUCAAGAAUCUUAAUAAUCAGUUGCUAGGUGUAAAGGCUCUUCUCUGUCUGCCUCACUUUGUACAGGAGCAGUAUCGGUCACUCAUGAAAAGACCUUUGUUUAUUGUGGAGCAACUGCUUAUUGAUCUAAAGAUUGAAUGGGCUGGUCUAGUAAUCAAGGAGCUCAAUGAAGAUGAAUACAUUUGUCAGAUGGAUACUGAUGACUUGCCUCCUCUCAAAUAUCAAACACACACUCCAGAGGAACCACUCAACCCGUUCACACUACUCAUCAUGUUCUAUGCUGAGAAGGCACUGGAAUUCCCAUUACCAUCAUCAAGAGAAUAUCCGUCUCGUGCCACCUCUCCUUCAGUUCCUUCCACUCCAUUCUCUCGUUAUGAUAGAAUGAGAUCACCUUCAGAGUCUCCCUCAAUACCACCAACACCAAGACACAAGAAAGGAAGGACUAGUAGUUUCUCUACAGUGUUUCCUCCUUCUGACAGACCAAAAUACUCACGAUUUGAGCCACCACCUCACCCACCAAAGAGAGAGGAUUGGAAGACCAGCAACUACUGUGAACUCUGCAAUUCUUCAUUAUUUGGAAUGUUCAGUAAGAGACAUCAUUGCAGGAGGUGUGGGCGUAUGGUCUGUGCUCAGUGCUCCCCUCACUUUAUGAUUGUUGAAGGAUACGGAUCGCAACAAAAAGUCUGUAAUGACUGCUAUGAGUAUAACUUCAUCACUAGCACUACCUCUGAUGAUCCUCAACUCUCAGAUAAAGAGGACGACAUAGUGACGCCCACUCAGUAUCCGUGGCAACUGUUGCCAGGCGACCCUCACUACAACGAGAACCUACGUACAGAGUUUUGCUAUGAGGAGAGUCCCAGUACCACACUGUGUAUGGUCAUACUGGACUUACUAAGUGAUGCUAAAGCCUGUGCUGGCUUUAUACUUCACUGCUGUCAUAAUGUGUCAAUGCAACUGGUGGCUGAUGACUCUGGACGAGUUAAUGAAGAAAUUGAUCAUUACUUUACUAUUAAUAUAAUGGAGACAAUGCUACUCAAUGCAAAACUGAAGCUGUUUCAUGCUGGGGACAGUCAUGGGGUGGAGCUAUGUGACACGUAUUUGAGUCGUGUUGAUCUUCUGAGGUUGUUAAUCUCCUCCAGUUGUUCUGAGAUUCCUUCCAUUCAAGAGCUAACCAAACCAGAUCUUGCAAGGCGUGUGAGGGACAGGUUGGUUGCUGAAGAUCGUUUUGAGCUAGCAAUGGAAGUGUCCACAAAAUGUCAGUUGGAUAGCAACACAGUGUGGACUGCCUGGGGUAUGGGCUGCAUUAAAGCAGGAGAAUUUCAAAUGGCCAGAGACAAAUUCCGCCAUUGCUUUCAUGGUGGUACACAGCUUUCUGGUGGUGCUUUUCUGAUUGAGAGAAUUGUUGAGCAAAUACUAUCCUGUCCUCUUGCCUCCAUGAAGAACAGUGAUGAUUGGAAUGAUAGCAUGAGACUUCUUGUAGAGCAUAAGCAAGACAGCAGUUUUAUUACUGAUAGAAAAUACGAGGAAUGUUUGUUUUACUUGAAGAAUUAUGGUACUGCAGCAGCAAUGAUUGGCUUUCUUGCUAGACACCAUUACUGGAAGGAUGCUUGCCAGCAAGCUUAUACCAAGCAUUGCUCCAACGAUGUCUUUGUUGAUCAGAUAUGGCUCCCAGCUCUGAAAUGUGGUCAGUUGGAUAACUUGGAGGAAGCUCUCACACGCAUUGACCCUUCACUCUCUGUAUGGGAACAAUACCUCACUGGAGUCUGUAGAUUUCUAUCUCAGAGGAAACUAUUCCAUGUUCUCUAUAGAAUACAACUAUUCAUGAAGGAUUUUGUUCGUGCUGCUAUGACUUGCAUUAAGUUCUUCAUUGGAUUCUCAGGUCACAAGACAACCCUCAGUGACCUGUAUGGUAGAAAGCAUUAUCUGGAGACAGCCAGGAAUCACUUUAGGACUGCAAUUGAUGCUAGAGUGAAGAGGAGUGCUAGUUUCAGUACUACAGAACUAGAGGGUCACAUGCGAACCAUCAGCUUACAAAUGAGAGUCAUUGAUCAACUUCAUAAAGCAGCUGCUACUAAUAACAUCCUCAAUAAACCAGUACCAGUCACUAGCAUGGGAGACUCUGGUGUCCAACCUUCCACACUGUUUGGGAAUGGGGCAGUGAGGGGAGAGGUAGCAGCUCAUCUCUUAAUUUCUUGUCAAGAAUCCCCUGAAGCAGUAUUCCAAAUAGCAUCUGAUAUAAUUUCAGCUUAUCGUUUGCCAAGUAGUAAAGUUUUCACAGAGGUAUCAAAGCAGCUUGCUAUGAAAGAAAACUACGUUGGUAUUAGAGUUUUGGUUCAAAGUAUUCAGAAAUCACAUUUGAUGUCUCCAGAGCUUAAUGAUGAAGUCUGCAUGGCUGCAAUCAAAGUCCUCGCCACCCAGACAAAGGAGGCUCGCACAUUAGACAAGCAUUUGGACAAGCUUGUAUCAAUGCUAAUCAAAGACGAAAAUAAGGUCAAUUGUCUUAUCCAGUGUGGUAAGUUGAAGAAUGCUUAUUUGGUAGCAAUAAAGGCUAAACUUCCUGAGGAGGUUGAGAGAAUCGCUGAUGCUGCAGCUCGUGCUGGCCAAACUAGUGUAAGGGACAUCUGUGAGAAAUGGUUACGGACUAGAUCAUAACUUUGUGUGUGUGUGUGGUGGAAUAAUGCAAUUUAUAUUACAGGUAUUAUUGUUGUUAUUAUAAUUUUGUAAACAGGACGCUGUAAUAAAUGAACGAUUUUACACAAACUUGCACUUUUCAAGAAUUAUAUUGUUGUUUAAAUAAUUUUCACUCUAAUUUAUAAAUUUUGCAACAAA